AAUAGCUUGACAAUGAAGUUGAAAAGACAGCAAAUCUUGUCAUUAGCAACUGGAAUCAGCAAAUUAAGGCCAAGAAGAAAUUAAUGGUUAGUACCAAGAAACAUGAAGCACUUUUCCAGCUUGUAGAAAGCUCCAAGCAAUCUAUGACUGAGAAGGAGAAGCGGAAGCUCCUCAAUAAACUGACAAAAUCAACUGAAAAGUUGGAAAAGGAAGAUGAAAAUUACUACCAAAAAAACAUGGCGGGUUAUUCUACCAGACUGAAAUGGGAAAACACACUAGAGAACUGCUACCAGGUAACCCACAGCAUCUGCCUAUAUGCCUUUUGGGUCAAAAGAGCCUGGGGAAAGUGUGUGAGUGAUUUAAGAUACCAAGACAUAUUCCUUCCUGGAAAUCUCCCUCCACUAUGGUUUGGAUAUGACAUAGUCAAGAGGCUAAUCAUGAGACUUUGUUCAGUCUGUCUUCAGAGCAUUCUGGAGCUGGAGAAGGAAAGAAUUCAACUUUUAUGCAAUAACUUAAACCAGUACAGCCAACAUAUUUCUCUUUUUGGCCAAACCCUGACCACAUGCCACACGCAGAUUCACUGUGCCAUCAGCAAGAUUGACAUUGAAAAAGAUAUCCAGGCUGUAAUGGAAGAAACUGCAAUUUUAUCUACAGAAAACAAAUCUGAGUUCCUGUUAACGGAUUACUUUGAAGAAGAUCCUAACAGUGCAAUGGAUAAAGAGAGACGAAAGUCUUUACUAAAACCAAAAUUAUUGAGACUGCAGAGAGACAUUGAAAAAGCCUCAAAAGACAAGGAAGGCCUGGAACGAAUGCUUAAAACGUACUCCAGCACCUCCUCCUUCUCUGAUGCAAAGAGCCAGAAAGACACAGCAGCGUUAAUGGAUGAGAACAAUUUGAAACUAGACCUUUUGGAAGCGAACUCCUACAAACUGUCAUCAAUGUUAGCAGAACUUGAGCAAAGACCUCAACCCAGCCAUCCUUGUAGUAAUUCCAUCUUCAGGUGGAGGGAAAAGGAGCAUACUCAUAGCUAUGUGAAAAUAUCUCGGCCUUUUUUAAUGAAGAGAUUAGAGAAUAUUGUGAGCAAGGCAUCUUCUGGUGGGCAGAGCAAUCCAGGUUCUUCAACUCCAGCCCCUGGUGCAGCCCAGCUCAGCAGCAGACUUUGCAAGGCCUUGUAUUCUUUUCAAGCCAGGCAAGAUGAUGAGUUGAAUUUGGAAAAGGGUGACAUUGUGAUUAUACACGAGAAAAAAGAAGAAGGAUGGUGGUUUGGAUCUUUGAAUGGGAAAAAAGGCCAUUUUCCUGCCGCUUAUGUGGAGGAGUUACCUUCAAAUGCUGGCAACACAGCUACAAAGGCAUAAAACAAGACUCUGAACAUACUACCUUCACACUCGGUAAUCAACAAUACAGUGUGGUUCAAAUAAGAAUAAAGUGCUCUUACCUUUACAUGUUUUUCUUUUGAAAUGGAUGGAGUUCUACCUGCAUGUCACAGCACUUUGCAUUCAUGAUUAUUAGCUUGAAACAGUCAGAAAAAAGAUGGAUGGGUGGAGACAGACAAGGAAGAGGCUCCUUGGUUCCUAGAGGAGUUUCCAAAUUCUAGGAGACCCUAGAGAUGAUCCAGUAUAACCCCUGGUGUCACAGAAACAGACGGAGUCCAAGGUGGGUUCAGCUGCUUGCCUGAAGUCAGAGUUAUCUGGUAGACAACAGCAGUGGGACUUAGAUGUCUUUUUCCUCUGGAUUUGGGUGGCAACAGAACACAGCAGGCCUAUGAGGGGGUCAAGCAGAGCCUGGGAGAUGAGGAACACAGAUCAAUUCCAAGAAGAGAGACAGGCAAUCAAGACACCAAUGAGAUCAACCCAAAUUAGGGGAUGGUAGGAUAUCUCUGACAAACCCACAGCCAAUAUC
Homo sapiens (human) is the source of this 1899-nucleotide messenger RNA. RefSeq names its product nitric oxide synthase trafficking (gene NOSTRIN). The record is from RefSeq and is marked validated. Gene Ontology annotation, biological process: signal transduction. Lineage: Eukaryota; Metazoa; Chordata; Mammalia; Primates; Hominidae. Gene Ontology annotation, molecular function: DNA binding. Gene Ontology annotation, cellular component: nucleus; cytoskeleton; plasma membrane.